Messenger RNA from Fusarium sp. VM40, 1020 nucleotides. The record is from the annotation of a GenBank genome assembly. NCBI's taxonomy places the organism in Eukaryota, Fungi, Ascomycota, Sordariomycetes, Hypocreales, Nectriaceae.
AUGUUUCGAAACACUGUUCUCGCUCUUCUUGUCGCCGCUGAGGCAAGUCAAGCUGCCUUUACACUGAGGAAGACAUAUGACUCCAGCAACUUUCUAGACUCGUUCAACUUCAGAGACCGUGCUUAUUUUGAUUCUAUUGACCCUGGGUAUGAGGGCGACCCUACUGGUGGCUCCGUCAAUUACCUAAGCAGAAGCCAAGCAGUGAGCUCAGGCAUUGUGCAUACCAAUAAUGGCAAGGUUCACCUUGGUGUGAACUCUGCCGACAAAGCAGCGCUCCUGACACCCGGUGGUUCUAGACAUGGGCGAGGUAGCGUCCGUCUUGAAUCAAAGGAGUCCUAUAGCUCCGGCCUUCUAAUUGCCGAUAUUGAACAUAUGCCUGGAACUGCAUGUGGUAUCUGGCCUGCCUACUGGUCUUAUAAUUUUGAUGAGGACCCUGUUGGUGAGAUCGAUAUUAUCGAGGGCAUCAACGGCAACCAGAACGGCAACUAUGUUUCUCUGCACACUUGUGGAGCGUGCAUCUUUAACCGUCCUGGAGGUGCUGAUCCUCGAAACAACUGCGAUAAGGGCGGCUCUGAUACUCGAUACUGCACAGACGGAACGAACUAUUCUGGAUGCGGCAAUACUAUGCCUUCCGGUUCCUACGGGAAGACCUUCAAUGCUAACAAGGGUGGCAUUUAUGCCACAUGGCUAACAACGGGAGCUGUUAAGAUUUGGUGGUUCCCUCGCAGUAACAUUCCUGCUGAUAUUAAGAAUGGGAAUCCUGAGCCUAAUACCUGGGGUCAGCCUGCUACAGCGCAGUUUGUCAAUGCUAACGGCAACUGUGAUGUUGGAAAGUACUUCAAGAAGCAGACUAUUAUCUUCAAUACUGCUUUCUGCGGAAGCAACAUCGAUCAGGGUAUCUGGAACCAGGAGUGUAGAGCUUCUACCGGUCAUGCCACCUGCGACGAUUAUGUCACCAACCAGCCUAGUGCUUUCAAGGAAGCAUACUGGACUAUUAACUCUCUGAAGUUGUACCAGUAA